Molecule: messenger RNA, 3433 nt
Organism: Prorocentrum cordatum
Lineage: Eukaryota; Dinophyceae; Prorocentrales; Prorocentraceae
Source: the annotation of a GenBank genome assembly
GUAUUUGCUCUCGUGCGAGGAGUCAGCGUACCGGCGGUUCCACGACAUGCACGAGAAGUUCAUUGCCAAGCGCGGGGAAGACUCGGCGGACAGACAGAGAAGACGCCCGUACCAUUUCCUCCAGGAGGUCGGCCUCGAGUGCGCGUUGUGGCCCAACCUGUACUGGCGCACGGACAUGACAGAGACCCACGAGCAGUGGUCUGACGUGCGGCGCGAAGAGAAUCGCGAGGCGAAGGACCCGAAGAAGAAGCGCGCCAAGUACGGCUACGACAGCGAUGACUCCGAUGCAGACGACGGGCAUGGCAAGUGCGGCGCGGACGAGCUGGAGCAGGGCGACGACGGAGGGCAACGCACCAGUGUCAAGCGCUCUUUCAUGGCGAAGUGCCUCUCUAACCUGAUUGGGUAUCAAAGCGACUUCGAGCUUCUCCGGUUCGUCUUCGACUUGAACCUCUGGGCUACUUUAGGGGCGAAGAAAAAUUUGAACUUGGAGAACAAGGACACGCUGAACGCGCUCGUGGACCUCGUUCGACAGGUGGGGCUGCCCAAGCUGUUCUUCACGAUAGCGCCAUGGGAGCAGUCCUUCCCGUACCACGAGUGGCUCCGCGACGAGAUGCACAAGACGCUGAGGACGAGGAUGCACUUGCCCGUGGGCGAGACCCUGCACAUCACCCACUCGCUCAUGCAGAUCGUCCGCGGCGUCAUCGCAGGCAACAACCAGCAGAGCCAGGAUCGGGCUGAUCGAAGGUGGAAGAAGCACGUCUUCUCCUGCAAGACCGAGGACGGCAAGACGACGAAUACUGUCACGUCGUUCACGCGCUUGGAGUUCCAGGACGGGAGCCGCAAGGAGGGGACGAAGCGCUACGACGGAUCAGGGCGCCCACACUUGCAUGUGCUGUUCUUCGCGGAAGAAGACGUCCUGGCCGACGCCAAGCUCGAGCGGCACCUCUUCGCUUCGAAGCCUGAUGAGUUCAGCGAUCACCUGAAGGGCUACAUCGACGGCUCGCAGUUGGACAAGCGGGGCGCUUCCGAGAGCAAGUGGCCGGAAGCGGGACUCCGCGCUUUCUGUGUAGACGUCAUGGACGCGGUCCCCAUCCACCAGGACUGGUUGGAAUCGGAUGGGGAGUCGCUGCUUUUGCAAUACGUCACGAAGUACGUGGCAAAAUUCUCGGACUCGAGCUACGACGAGUGGAUGAAUGACCAGGCGUCCGCGGACAGCGUGGCCCGCAGAGUCUGCUUCGAGUGCCACCCGUACGAGCCCGAGAUGAUUCUGCAGCUCUGCGGUGCGCAGUUCCGCCAGGUCGACAUCUCCACGGUCAGCGGAGGGUGGAGGUCGGUGACAGCUCCUUACGUCGGCAUGGCGGAGGCGCCCGCGUGGGUGGAGAAGUACGCCACCUGCGAGUGGCGGAGCAAGGAGAUGUGCCUGCUGGAGUGGCUGCGGAAGACGAACGACGAUGGCGGGAUUGCUGGGUGGCUGAAAGCUCGCCACAAGGCGGCUCUAUACGAGGCCGCGUACCAGCAUCACUGCGCCACGUUGACGCCCGGAGGAGAGCCGCCGUCGCCCGCGGGAUAUCGCAGCGAUCUCCGAAAGCAGUACAAGCAGAGCGGCGAGGGUGCCCCGUUCUUGGUGUGGAUGGAGGAGAUGUCCGUGCGCGCGGGCGCGAGCGCCGCCGAGUUCCCCUCGCUGGAGGAGUUCGCGCGGGACUACGUCGUGAGAGGCGAGAAGAUUGUCGCGGUGGACACGGUUUUCGAGUUCAACGACAGGUACUACGGGCAAUGGGCGGCCAUGAACGUGCCAUUCCGGGACUUGGAGGAUUUGCGAUUCGACGUGGUGGACAAGCUCGUGCCGGCGAAGUUCCGGCACCUCGCCGCGGCGCUGAAGCUCUGCGCCGACCGCAGCAGAGUCCCCGAGGAAUUCCGCGAGCUGUUCGUCGACGAGAGGAAGUUCAUGGAUCACAUGAAAAGCACGGCGAGCUCCCAGAAGUUCAGCGAGAGCGUAUACCGCAUGAUUGUCGGGCAGCGGAAGCUCAUCGACAUGUACCUCACGGGUGUCCUGGACAAGAACGACGAGAGAACCGCGCGGGACGCCGAGGCCGCCGCGACCGGGGGCCGCCGGCAGGCGCGCGAUGGAGCGCAACCUGACGUGACCUUCCUUCGGAAGCAGUUGCACUUCGAGGAGACGGUAAACGAGAGCGUGGACCGCGCUCUGCAGGCGAAUCAUUCGGAGAACUGGGAGGAGGCAGACGAGGCACGCGAGGAGGCUUUCCAGAAGAACAAACCGAUAGUAUGCCUCGGAAAGCCAGGGACGGGGAAGACCACGGUCGUAAAGUGCUGCAUCCGCCGCGCGCAGGAGCGAGGCGCCCGCGUCCUGUUCGCCCUCCCGACGGCGCAGCUGUCGAGUCGCAUGAAGCAGGUCUUGCAGGACCUGGAGAGCGUAGAGAUCGCGACGUGCCAUGCGGCGUUCAAGCUGAACCAACCCAUCACAGAGGCGCUCCCGCUGAUGACCAUGUACGACCUGGUCGUCGUGGACGAGGUGUCGCUCUUGGACUGCCCGCAGUUCGAGCGACUGAUCAAACUGUGGAGCGUGGCAGAGAAAGUGCCCGCGCUGGUCUUCCUUGGGGAGAAGUACCAGCUGCCGGGGGUUGGAGAGACGCGUCCGUGGGAGAGCGCUGCGUGGCCUCGCCCGAAUUGCUACCACGUGAAGCUGGGCGAGACGUGGCGCUGCAAGGAGGAACGCUUCCAGCACAUCCUGGACCAGCUCCGCACCAGCAAGCCGUCGAAGGAAACGCUGCAGAAGAUCUGUCGCGGCCACAAGGCUUGGAAGAUCGGCGCGCCGACUCCGGCAGACCUGAAGGCGCUGUUCGAGAAGCACCCGGAGACGCGGAUUGUGACCUGCACGCGCAAAGGCGCCGCCACCGUGAAUGAGGCCGCCAUCGUUGCUCUGUACGGCCGGAAGAGUCCCCUGGGCACGCUCCCCGGGGACGUGGAGCUGAAUCCGGAGAAUUAUUGGGACGGCAAGUUUCGCACGGACCGCCGGCCCAUUCCAAGCGCAGUUCCCGUGCACAAGAAGAUGAAGGUCUACUUGACGAAGAACGUGCGAAAAGAGGAUGACUACGUGAACGGCAUGCUCUGCGAGGUGGAGAAUUAUCAUGCCGACGAGGACAUGCUGCGCGUGCGCACCAAAACGGGCCACCGCCUGGCGAUCUCUAGGUGGACCGAUCGGGACAAGGGGAACGCUGUGUACUUCCCCAUCCGCCCGGGGUAUGCCAGCACAAUAGACAAGGUGCAAGGGGAUGAAUUUCCUCACAUCACGAUUUACCUGGACGGGUAUCCGAGGCCGGCGGCGGGGUACACGGCCUUGAGCCGCGUUGCCACUUCGGAUGACUACUUGAUCGGCGGCCACGUAGAACGGGAGAGCUUCAUUCCGGCCUUCUGA